UUUGAGUUUGAAACAGAACUGGGUCUAGUGGAAAUGGCCACACUUUAUUUACAGCUGUUUGUCGCUGGUUUGCUGUUGGAUUUCUGUGUUAUUGGAGCAGAAAUCACACCGACAAACACAGAAUCAGUCUUCACGUCUCAGCAGUCGGCCAAUGCGGUCCUCUCUCGGCCUCGCAGAUACAACAGCGGCCUUGAAGAGGUUUUGAAGAAGGACAACCUGGAGCGGGAGUGUAAAGAAGAGCAGUGUACGAUGGAGGAAGCCAGAGAGUGUUUCGAAAACGAUGAAAAAACUUUGGAGUUCUGGGCUGGCUAUGCUGAUGGGGACCAGUGUAACCCUCCUCCCUGCCAAAACGGAGGAGUUUGUCAGGACGGAGUCAACUCCUACACCUGCUGGUGCCAAUCGUCUUUCAGCGGAAAAAACUGUGAGAUCGAGCUGGCUCAGCAGUGUUCGGUGGACAAUGGCGGAUGCUCUCAUUUCUGUGGCUUGAAAGAACAGCAGGUGGUGUGUUUUUGUGCGCCCGGAUACGAGCUGGGUCCAGACCACAAGACCUGUACACCAACAGGACCGUUCAGCUGUGGUCGGGUCAACAUCGACAGUGGUACCAAGUCCAGAUCGCUCUUAACGCCACGAACAUCAAACUCAGACCAGAGAAAUAGCUCUUUGGAUUACAGCGGAUUUGACUUCAACCUUACUAUGUUUUACGAGUACUACGAAACAGGUGAUGAAGACUCCUCUUAUGUCCCUGAGGGGUCAACUGUGGACGUCCCAUCUGAUUACCAGGGGGAUCAGGCGAUGAUCUUUGAUGAGGUGGAGGAGGGGAACAUGAACAUAACAGAUAAUAUCACGCUCUGGUACGGCCCAAAGCUACGCAAUCGGACAAGAAAGGGGAACUCAGACCACAGGAUUGUAGGAGGAGAUGAAGCCACACCAGGACAGAUACCAUGGCAGGUAGCUCUGAUGGACCGUAGACAGGGGGGGGACAGAGCGUUGCCGUUUUGUGGAGCGUCUCUCCUCAGUGACGUCUGGGUCAUCACCGCCGCUCACUGCCUCAUAGAAAAAGAUGGAAUAACCAUAAGAAAUGACUUCUUUGUUCGAGUUGGUGAGCAUGACGUGCACAAAGAUGAGGGCCAUGAGCGGGACCACAGUGUAUCCGUGAAGUACAUCUACCCAAACUACAACUACAAAGAUUCCCCUUACGACCAUGACCUUGCCCUCCUAAGGCUGUCAGAGCCGGUUCAGCUGUCAGACCACAGACUCCCCAUUUGUCUGGGACCAAAACACUUCUUAGAGACCAUCGUCCAGGAGUCCUCCCCUUCCCUCGUCUCUGGCUGGGGCAGGCUGAGGUUCCAAGGUCCCGAAUCCCCAACACUCCAAAAACUUGUGGUGCCUUAUGUAGAGCGCACCACGUGUAAGGAGAGCAGCAGGGAGAGAAUCACCCGCCAAAUGUUCUGUGCAGGAUACACCAGUUUGCAGAAGGAUUCAUGUCAGGGGGACAGUGGAGGACCUCAUGCCACCAAAUAUAAAGGCACAUGGUUUUUAACUGGGAUCGUGAGCUGGGGAGAGGAGUGCGCCAGAGAUGGGAAAUAUGGGGUCUACACCAGGGUGUCCCACUAUUACAUAUGGAUCGCCCGCAGAAUUGGGAUGAAGGCACGGAAUCGGAAAGUAUGAUACGUAUGCACUGAGAAAUUUACAUCGCACCACUUCAGUUUACAAUUAUUACCGUUGACAGUAAGUUAACAAACGCAUUAAAUAAGCCAGUGUUUCUCAAAAUGUGGUACGUUGCAAGGGGUAUGCAGGCUGGUUCUGGUUGUUAUGGUAUGUGGCAUUGUCCUCUACAGUUCUAGUUGUUGUCUUAUUAUAAAAUCCAUUUUAUUUGCGUUUUUGUCAUGCUUUGGGUUAGCCUUCAUUUAGAUCUGGUUAAGCCCUAGUUUAAGCCUGAAAUAGUUCUGUAAUAGUCCUUGUUUUUAUCUGGUGGUACUCAGAAAUCCAAAUUAUUUCUUAGACAGACAGAAAACGGUCGACCUAACCUAUACUAAACCCACCCUUAUACCAGCAUCGGCGUUGUACACCUCUAGAAAACACACUUGAGGACUGUGUUUGAACUGUCUAACACAAUAUAAUGUCGAAUAAAUUUAAUUUGUCUUGAAUAAAACAUUUGUGUUUGUUGACGAAAAUGAUAAAAGCUGCAAUUGGCUUCAACCGCUGCCGGGCAAACUGUAACGAGAGAUGCCAAGAUGCUUUUACAGAUCGAAAACAUCCACCUCCACCAGAAAAAUUACAUAGUGGCCCUUUAAACUUCAGAGCUGUUGUCCAGACACAUCUUCAGUUUUGUUCAUAUUGUAAACUAUAAUUCACUAUACGCCUCUGAUUCACGCUAUAAUAUUUGUCAACACCCCAAAUACAACUUAGUGGAGGUUAAAGAAACAAGACCAGUCAAAGUAGUUCAAACUAUCUCUGUGCUUAUAUUUGGGAAAAUAAUCAUAUACAUUGCAUUAUAUUUUACAGCCUCGACAAUGGUCCAAAAUAUCAAAAAGUGCAAAAUGAGCAAAAGCAACAAACACCAUUGGGUUUAGUGGACAUCACAUUAAGUAGCCCAAGUACACUUACAGUAAAGCCAGCAUGAUGUAAUUCAUAUUUUGUGGUAUUUGUGAUCUAAUAUUAAUAGUUGGAAACACUAUAAAACUAUAACUAUUCACAAAUGGCCUAUAGUUUAUUUAAAAUGUACAUUUAUAUGGCUCUGUAGACUUUGAUGUUUUAGUUGUGACAAGUUUCCGAUACUGUCCGGUGUUUUAAGUACUUUCAUUUUACAUAUUCACAGUUGUAUAAUGUUUUUCCCUAAGCAGACAGUGGCAGUGUUAAUUGACCACUUUUUACACAUUAAUAUAAUACAGUAUUUUAACAGACUGUGGGCAUUUUGAAAUAUCCAGGCAGUUUUUUUUUUUACAUAUUUGUGUGUGAAUUGCCCUUUGGCUCUUAAAUCUGCAGUGAGCACAAUGGUGUAAUCUCAUUAUGAUGUGAAUCGUAUUGAAUGGAUGGCUUUUGUUUACUGAUAAUUCACAGCUACUUGGAGAUGUGUCCCGUUAGUGCAAAACAACAGCGUAGCAAAAAUAAGGCAUUCCCAGAUCCAUGCAAAAGCAACAAAAUGCAAUGUGUGGCUCUUUUGCAUUUUAACUGAAGAUAAAGGAUGCAUUGUAUUAGCUGGUGGCAUAACAAGUCAAUAUGCUGAGUAAAAAUAAUACUUUCGGUUUGACAUAUCAAAACUACCCUGACAUGCGUACAGCUGGUUUUGAGACGAAGGAAGACUUAGGUCCAAAACAUGAUCCUUUGGCACAGAAACAAUCAGUAAAUAAUUGAAACAGUGUGGUAUUUACAAAAUUAUAUGAUAUACAGUACUUAAUGAAUGCCCGUGGUUAAUGUGUGAAAUAUGGCCUGCCUUGUGUGUUAAAUAAAUACAUAUAGUGCUUUGAACAAGGUCAUUUAUAAAUCUAUAGGAUGUAUCAAGAAAUUUGGAGAACUUAAACAAUUCAGGGCAAAAUUAUAAUAGAAAAAUUCAAAUUGUAAAUCAAUGUGCAAUUUUCAUGAACUUUGAGAAAGCUAUAAAUGUAAAAACAACCCAAUACGAGUUAUUAGCUGGAAUAAAUUUGUAUUAGUCAUUAUUAUUAGUCAUUAUCUAAACUAUAUGUAGGUUUAAAAUGAUGUAAAAUGUGGGAUUUUUAACUAUCACAAUCAAAGUUUUAAAACCUAUCGCUUUUAAAUGGUCAAAAGUUCUCAAAACGCUGCCCGUAAAUGGAACAAGAGAGGUGUCUGAAAACCUUAAAUAUACAAAAUAAAUACGGGAAGCGUGACGUAGAAACAUUCUUCUGAGGCUUGAGACUUUCUGAAGAUCAUAAAACAGAUCUUGUGCUUCAGUCCGUUACAUUCGACUGUGAGUUUGUGGUGAGUGAAAGAUGCACAGCAAAACGUCUGCACAAGUUAAAAUGCGUUGAAAUCUAAAUCGGUUUAGUUUAGAUGUCUUUGAUUAGUAAGGCUGAGAGUCUUUUUACAGCUAGUUAAGUGUUUUCCUGUUUCAAGCUAAAUUAUCUCUUUAUCAUGAUUUUUUUGUUGUUGUUCAGUGCAGUUUUCUUCCAAUUGCAUUUUUUGAAACCAAUCAGAAACCUUGGAACGUUUGACUAAUGAAUUAAAGAGAGGGUAUAUAGCAUUUGUAUUUAAAAUUACAUAAACCUGACCCAUCUGUGCCCCGAGAUACUAGGUCAACAUAUUAAAAUCAAAUAUUCCUUUUUUCUAUUUAUUCCAAAAACAUUGUACAUAAUGGCCAAGUUGUUGAUGUUUUCAUUUGGUCUGUGAAACCAGAAUGAGUCUCUUUUUGGUUGUCAGAUUGUAAAACCAGUUAAGAAUAAACCUAAAAAGACUCUGAUCUGAAUCCUCACUAAACCUCAGCACCUGCAACCAAUCGUGAAUCAGUGCUAGUGCAGCCUUUGCAGCUCAGUGAGUGAAUUCUGGACGUUCUGAUCUUUCACAUGAGGCCUGUCCAUCUACUGACAAUGAGAAAAACCUUGUGCACGUGUCCUCUAUAUAAAGGUUAAGGCACUGACAACCCAGGUUCAGUUGUGAUCGUAGCAGGUUUAUGAAUCAGAAAGGCUGCAGACUACAUACCCUCCCUUUAAGUUAAUCUAAACUACUCAAAACAUGAUGAAUAUUUUGAAUUCAAGUCAUUUUAACCCAUGUAGAUACUCAGUGUUUACAGUCUGGCUCUGAAUAAAAGCAGGUGCCGU
Messenger RNA from Periophthalmus magnuspinnatus, 4772 nucleotides. It is a transcript of the gene f9b, whose product is annotated as coagulation factor IXb. The transcript has 8 exons. The record is from RefSeq and is a predicted model, not a curated record. Gene Ontology annotation, molecular function: calcium ion binding; serine-type endopeptidase activity. Gene Ontology annotation, biological process: proteolysis; blood coagulation. The coding region runs from base 34 to 1668 and encodes 544 amino acids. Gene Ontology annotation, cellular component: extracellular region. Lineage: Eukaryota; Metazoa; Chordata; Actinopteri; Gobiiformes; Gobiidae.